AUACCACGUGAAUGAACACACGGCCAUUCAAUUUUAUCCAUUUCACUCCAGCCGUCCCUGUCCAUCCGAUGGAUCCUGGUACGCGAGCCGAAGAACAACUAUCAACAAACAAAUGCCCAAACUUUUGAUAUAAAACGUGCGCCUUCACCUCUUCUCAGUACUUUCUCGUCGUACCGAUGCUUGUGGAUGCGAAACCUUUCUAUCGACUUUGGACACACAUAUAGCGUUCCGCGUGGUUGAUCGAUAUCAUCAAUACCGUCCACAUCUUCUACAUCGAACCUGAAAUUUCGUGUGGCCAAGCACCCAAUACCGAUAUCAUGGAGAACUUUCGUAUCGGCAAAGACGCCACUUUGAACCUGAGAAUGGGCAUCACUUACUCAGACGACCAGACCCCGGAAGAAGUUCACCCCACAUCGGCAAAAGAUGGCCAGUCUCUGAUUGACCAGGUCAUUGCUGCCACGGGGCCGAAGGCGCAUCCAAGAUUGGCACAGAUCAUGCCCAGUCUUGUACGGCAUCUUCACGAUUUCGCCCGAGAAGUCAACCUGACAGUCCCGGAGUGGAAGGCAGCCGUUGACAUGCUGAAUGAAUGCGGCCAAAUCUCCAACGACCGACGCAACGAAACGCAACUUCUCUGCGACAUUCUCGGCCUCGAGUCUCUCGUCGACGAGAUCACUUCGAACCUGCUCGCCAGUUCCAACGCCGGCACACCAUCAGCAGUCCUGGGUCCGUUCUACAGGUACAACGCGCCUCUUCUACCCAACGGCAGCUCCAUCGUCAAGAACCUGACGCCCGAGACCCCUUGGUUCAGCCAAGCCAUCGCAGACUCGGCCUACAUCACAGGCCGUGUCCUGUCCACCGGCGGCAGGCCCAUCCCCGGUGCUAUUGUCGACACCUGGCUUGCCGCGCCGAACGGACUCUACGAGCAACAGGAUGAGUCCCAGACCGACAUGAACCUAAGGGGUCGGUUCAAGACUGACCAAGAUGGCCGCUUUGCGUUUUAUGCGCUGCGGCCGACUUCUUAUCCGAUUCCGUUUGAUGGUCCCGCGGGCAGGUUCUUGACCUUGCUGGAUCGGAACCCCAAUAGGCCGGGUCAUAUCCACUUCGUCGUCUCGGCACCAAGACAUCGCCCGCUGACGACGCAAAUCUUCGAUAGCCGGGACAAAUAUCUGACGGAGGAUGCGGUUUUCGCGGUCAAGGAUGAGUUGGUGGUCAAGUUCUUGCCCCAUAAGGGAGACUCCAAGGCGCGCUGGUAUCUUGAGUAUGAUUUCGUUUUGAGCAGGGAGAAUUAGCUUUAGAGUAUGUAAGAACGCAGUAGGUCGGCGGAUGGUAUAGAGCUUUGGGGAGGCAUACAAUGGCGCAUAGGUUGAUUCUGUAUAUCGGUGUUCCUUUGUUGGCAAAGAUCCCCUGGCCACUUCGUUUUAACAGGCUUCAGUUGGCAAAGAUCCCCUGGCCACUUUGUUUUAACAGGCUUCAUUCAGAUGGCUCGUCUUCAGCCAUCGAUGGAGAUAAGUAUAAUCAAACCUUUCCUCCAUUCAUAGUUUGGCAUCAGACGAGCUGAGCUUAAACCAUGGCUAUCGUCGCAUUCGUAGAGACGGAUAGGCCGUAAGAUCUGAGGUUAAUUCAGCGUCGCUACGUCCUUAUGAUGAUGUUAACCCAUAUUUGAAAAGUGAUAGAUUGGCACACUUCCGCGUAACCCUGACGAUGGUAUAUGUGGAUCGACCCGAAGAGGAUAUGAUUCGUAUGGAUCGGACGAAACAGCUGUGCUCGGGGGAAGAAACUGUGGAGCGAUAUGAGCCAGUUCAGGUGCUGUUGAAACAUGCGGCGUGAGCUGUAAAUAGUUGUUCCAGAGUUGGUCGAAUUCCCA
Neurospora crassa OR74A is the source of this 1864-nucleotide messenger RNA. RefSeq names its product catechol 1,2-dioxygenase 1. The transcript has 2 exons. The record is from RefSeq and is a predicted model, not a curated record. Bases 318 to 1289 code for a protein of 323 amino acids. Gene Ontology annotation, biological process: catechol-containing compound metabolic process. Gene Ontology annotation, molecular function: catechol 1,2-dioxygenase activity; ferric iron binding. NCBI's taxonomy places the organism in Eukaryota, Fungi, Ascomycota, Sordariomycetes, Sordariales, Sordariaceae.